CUUACUGUUGUCACGUCGCAACAAACAAUAACAUUUGUAAGAAAACAAUGGUAGUAAGCAUCAUGCCAGCAAAACGUAUUGUCGGCCAGCAUCUGUCUCAGAACAUUAAUUCAGAUGUAAUUCUUCUCGGUCAAGUAAAAAAGGUAAAUUCAAAUGGAACGGGCGUUGAACUGUUGACCACAGACAAUGUUUCUGUCAAUGUCAACCUUCCAGAACCAAUUGACGGAAAUUGUGAAGGUAUCAUAGAAGUACACGGAACUGCAGUGUCAAAAUCAACUGUCUCAGGAAAAUCAUACGUGCAUUUUCCACCUGAAUUAUCUGAUAACUUUGGUAAAUGUUGUUUGUCAUCUUUGUGA
Molecule: messenger RNA, 356 nt
Organism: Copidosoma floridanum
Lineage: Eukaryota; Metazoa; Arthropoda; Insecta; Hymenoptera; Encyrtidae
Product: replication protein A 14 kDa subunit
Biological process (GO): nucleotide-excision repair; double-strand break repair via homologous recombination; base-excision repair
Cellular component (GO): nucleus; site of double-strand break; DNA replication factor A complex
Molecular function (GO): single-stranded DNA binding; damaged DNA binding
Source: RefSeq, a predicted model, not a curated record